CUCUCCUUCAGUUACUAGUACUAGUGGCAUAUUAGUAUCAAUCAAAGUUCCCUUUUAAGUCAUAAAGAUGUCUUGAAAUUCAUUUCUUGUUCAUGAGGCCUUUCCCACACCAAAAAAAUAAAUGUGACACCUAAACGUGAGGUCCAAGCAAUCUCUUUUUUUCUAUGUUUAAGAACAUAUUAAUCAUGAAACCCUAAAGUGCAAUUAUUUCUACCUACAUGAAUCUCUCUUCCCCUCACCAUCAUCAAAAUAUAAACACACGAGCGCCAAUUAUUUCUUCUGAGGGUGAUGAUCAACUAGAUGUAGUGGUGGGUGACAAAGAUUACUAACCCGUAAUAUUAUUUAUGCAAAUAAACUAAAAAAGUAGAUCAAUAAGAGAGAAUUCAAUUCUUUUCCUUCUAGCUUCUACAACAUUUGGCAUGAAGACACGUGCAAUUGAAGUACAACAAGAGACAAGUUACUUUUUUUCUUUUGUCUUUUGAACCCUUUUUUAUCUCUUGUUUUGCUUAUCUUAGUAUUGUUUGUUUUGAGAAGAAUUUUGUUAAAGUAAUUACAGAGAGACGACCAUGGAAGAAUAAAUCGAUUCCAUAAGAGGGAAAAACAAAGGAGGACAUCAUGACUUGUUGCAGUCAUCAAGAGAAUGGUAGUGAUAAGAAUCAUGAUGAGAGUCCUCCUAAAAGCCACAAAAUGAUGGUUUGUCCUUCUUGUGGUCUUAAAUUCAAUUGUCAAGAAAAGGCUGGAAUCAAUGAUCUUCCGGGUUUGCCUGCUGGGGUGAAAUUCGACCCGAGUGAUCAAGAAAUUCUUGAACAUCUGGAGGCAAAGGUGAGGUCUGAUGUUCAUAAGCUUCAUCCUCUUAUUGAUGAGUUCAUCCAGACACUUGAAGGAGAGAAUGGAAUUUGCUACACCCACCCAGAAAAAUUACCAGGAGUAAGCACAGACGGAUUAGUUCGCCAUUUUUUCCAUCGACCCUCGAAAGCCUACACGACGGGAACUCGGAAAAGAAGAAAAGUUCACACCGAGAUCGACGGCUGCGAGACUCGCUGGCACAAGACAGGGAAGACAAGGCCAGUGGCCGUGAAAGGUAAAGUGAAAGGGUACAAGAAGAUACUUGUGCUUUACACAAACUACGGGAGGCAAAGAAAGCCCGAGAAAACCAAUUGGGUGAUGCAUCAAUAUCACCUUGGCAACAAUGAGGAUGAAAAGGAAGGCGAACUGGUAGUCUCCAAGGUUUUCUACCAAACUCAACCUAGGCAAUGCGGCGGUUCCUUGAUGAUCAAGGAUCCUUCUUCUUCGCCUUUGAAAGAAAAUGGAAGGGUUAAUGGAAGGAAUAUUGAGGAGUCUCAUCAUCAACUUAGUGAUGCUGCUGUUGCUUUUGUUGAGUUCUACAAUCCAAGGCCAGAUCUCAUUUCCUUUAAUCAAUGUGAGUAAAUCUUUAGAAUAUUAGGUGGUUUAAUUUGCGUUUUCGGUAUCUUCAGUCACUCAGUCACAUAACCAUAUAUAGUUUAUCUGUUUUAUUGAUUUAUUUAUCACAGUGAAGUACUUCAUUUGUCCUAAAAUUAUUGUUCAGUUUGUUAAAAUUUUUACUUUUAAUUCAGUUUGUAGUAAUAAUGAAAAUUUAGAGUCCACAAUAAUUUCGGAACGGAGGGAGGAAAGGAGUACUAGAGAUAUUUGAAAUGAUUACUCAUGAGUCAAAAUGAGCGUGACUUUACUGAAGAGAUUUAGUUUUGACUUGGUACUCUAAUUUCAAUAAUUACUUGAUAAAAUUUGUGAAUAAAAUCUGAGUAAUAUAUGGGUUUUUUUUUUUUUUUUUUCUAAAUGAGAGAUUGAAGUAGAAUGGAGUAGCAAGUUAAGUAACAAUUGGGGUAAUUUAACAUAUGAACGGCUAUGCUUAUUCUUAAUCUCUUAAGAAAUGAACUAUUCAUUUCCAUUUCAAUGAAGAAACUGUUCGAUUUUCUCCCAUCUCAUUCCUGACUUCUAUUCUUUUGGCUUUGGUUUUUAUUUCUCUUUUUACAAAAUCUUUGUUAUGGGGUGCAGGAUCCAGACGAGAGUUGAAUAUUAAUUAAUGUAGCUGGGAUACAAGAGGGAAAAAUAAUUAAUUUUAGCAAAGCUGAUUUUGGAGGAAGAGCUGAGGAGGAAGGAAUAAAGAGAUUUUUGGUCCACAUUAUUGAAGGCCAAAAGGGGAUCGAUUCAUACAUAAUUCCAGUGUACUAAUGGAAGCUAGCUAGAUGAUGUUUAAGUUUCACCCAUUUUAUACUGAACCCAUAUUUAUUUAUACCUUACUUUCACUUAUGGCUUUGUACAGGUGGUUGAUUUAUCAAAGCCUAACGUAACUUCUUCAUGAAUUUAUUAAUGCUGAUUGAUGGAUCCUCUAUUCUUACAAUUUACAAACUCCCAAUUCUGAGAAUGAUCAGAUACAAUAACAGUGAUCAAAUGUACAAAGUUCAACUUUAUUUUUUACCAUUUUCAAUUCUAAAUAUGAAGGCCUUUUUAAUUUCCCUC
Molecule: messenger RNA, 2499 nt
Organism: Oldenlandia corymbosa var. corymbosa
Lineage: Eukaryota; Viridiplantae; Streptophyta; Magnoliopsida; Gentianales; Rubiaceae
Source: the annotation of a GenBank genome assembly